Ascochyta rabiei is the source of this 951-nucleotide messenger RNA. RefSeq lists its product as uncharacterized. Gene Ontology annotation, molecular function: DNA-binding transcription factor activity, RNA polymerase II-specific; RNA polymerase II cis-regulatory region sequence-specific DNA binding. The transcript has a single exon. Lineage: Eukaryota; Fungi; Ascomycota; Dothideomycetes; Pleosporales; Didymellaceae. The record is from RefSeq and is a predicted model, not a curated record. The coding region runs from base 1 to 951 and encodes 316 amino acids. Gene Ontology annotation, cellular component: PcG protein complex; transcription regulator complex. Gene Ontology annotation, biological process: regulation of transcription by RNA polymerase II.
AUGGACGGCAAGAACUCUUCGGGUCGCCGCGUCUCAUUGUUAAACGACAGCAUCGAGGCUCCGCACCUCGUCCGCCUCCCCUCCAUCACACCUUCCCUGCGCUCCCGCACUUCGAGCUACACUUCCUCAUCAAUUGGCUCACCACCAACGCCGCGCUUGAUUCGCAGCGACUCCUCCGACUCGGUCACAAUGCAAACCCCCUCGCCAAUCACACCGGAAUUUGGCUUUGACACCUUGUCCCACGGCCUUCCGUCUCCCAACUACGCGCAACAGCAGUAUUUUGAUAUGCCGCCUGGUGGCAUGCAGCCCAAGAGCUUCGGCUCCUACGCGCCCGUUACCCACCCUGGCCCGCUCACCUACCACGGACAGUCUGCCUACUACGCCCAGCCACAGAUGGCAGAGCAGCAUCUCGCACCUGCACCUGCGCCUGCCAAUGCGCGGCCAAAGAAGAACAGCUACCCAUGCCCAAUGGCAAAACAGUAUCAGUGCAGCGACUACUUCACCACUUCUGGACAUGCUGCCCGGCACGCGAAGAAGCACACCGGCAAGAAGGACGCCUACUGUCCGGAAUGCAACAAGGCCUUCACACGCAAGGACAACAUGGAACAGCACCGCCGCACCCACCAGAGCGGUCGGAGCGCCAAGGGCAGCGAAAACGGCGUGAAGAAGCCAAAGCCUGCUGCUAAGCGCCCAAGGCCUUCUCCUCUCAUGUCCUCUGAGCCAGCCAUGUCGCUCCCGAACCUCGAUCCUACCCUUUCCGUCAGCCCUGUCAGCGCGAGCUUCAUGGCGCCCGCUGUGCAACAGGCAGAGCCUCUAAUGGACUUUUCUAUGCAACAACGAUCUGCGUAUCCUGACCCUACCCAGUACUCGAUGAGCAACAACUACUCGUCUUCGGGUCUCGAUGCGCUGGCCAUCGCGGCGAGCGGCGAGAAGCGCAAAUGGGAUGUUUGA